AUGCACCCGUUUGGAUCUUCCCGGCCGUGUCAAGCACCAGCUGCAAGCGACAGGCGCGACUCGCAAGCUGUCUGGCUCCGUCAGGGAUCCUCCGUCUUAGGCCACCGACCCUACCUUUGUGCAACGCCGCCUUACAACAUCGACGUUCAAGAGUCGGACCAGUCCGUCGGCGGCCAAGAUAUCAUCUCCCUCUCCGCUUCCCUCUGCGCUCUCGCGACUCCAUCCCGCGACCUCGCGGUUCCCAGGACGUACGACCACUACGUGCCUGCCCAAGCUGAACCCUCCUACCCUCUCACAACGCCGCCUUAUAGCCUAGCGGCUCAUAUGGUGUAUCCGCCCGCCCUCGAUUUUAGCGUCCCUAAUCAGCCAUACUGUCCCGCGACGCCAGUCCACGUCUCGGCGGUUCCUUCACGAUAUACUCCCGAAGAAUUUACUCCAGCUAACCCCUCCUACCCUCCUGCGACGCCGCCCGGCCGGGAUCCCGCCCUCCCCAACCAGCCAUACCUUCCCAGGCUGUCAUCCUACAACGAGACAAUUCCUUCGCGAUAUGCUCCCCAAGCAUCUUCCUCGGCCACCCCGUUUUACCCUCCAGUGAUGCUGCAUCAAAGCACUCCGACUCAUAUGCCGUACCCGCCUGCUCCCGACCCUGCCCUCCCGACCCCGCCAUACUGUCCCGCGGUCUCAUCCCGGAACACGGCGGCUCUCCCGCGACCUGCUCUUCAAGCGUCUAUCCCAGCUGCCCCGUCCUACCCUUCCGCAUUGCCGCCUCACACCACCGCAACUCAUAUAUCGCACCUGCCCGCCUCCGACCUCGCCUUCCCUAACCCAUACUGUCUCUCGGUGCCAUCCCACAACGCGAAGGCUCCUGAGCGGUGCGGUCUCCAAGCGUCUUCUGCAGCUGCCCCGUCUUACCAUCCCGCAACGCCGUCUCAUAGCAUCGCUGCUCUUACAUUGUACCAGCGUGCACUUGUGCCUGCCCUCUCUACUCCAUCGCAAUCUCUUGCGAUGCCAUCCCACAACGCUGCAUUUCCGUCGUCGUAUGCGCCUCAAGUGCCUACCCGAGUCGCACCGUACUGCAGCUUCACGACAUUGCCGCACGACACGCCGCGCGAGGUCACUCCGGUGUCGAAAUUACUUCCUGAACAACCUUCGUACUCCGCCGAGCCAAUUGUUACGUCCCUCGACUGA
This is a messenger RNA of Punctularia strigosozonata HHB-11173 SS5, 1188 nucleotides long. RefSeq lists its product as uncharacterized. The transcript is spliced from 2 exons. Lineage: Eukaryota; Fungi; Basidiomycota; Agaricomycetes; Corticiales; Punctulariaceae. The record is from RefSeq and is a predicted model, not a curated record. The coding region runs from base 1 to 1188 and encodes 395 amino acids.